Molecule: messenger RNA, 1302 nt
Organism: Saccostrea echinata
Lineage: Eukaryota; Metazoa; Mollusca; Bivalvia; Ostreida; Ostreidae
Exons: 3
Coding region: 1-1302 (433 amino acids)
Source: RefSeq, a predicted model, not a curated record
AUGGAAACUGGAUACAGGGACUCUGGGUUGAAAAUGAACGAAAGGAAGUAUGAAAGAGGAGAUGAGAUAUAUUCCAGCUCUGAGAAUUACUUUCCACGGAGUUAUUUGCCUACCGGAUAUUUUUCUCGUAGCCGUCCGCCUGCUGAAAAUAUUCCACCAAGCUAUUCAUCCUAUGGAUAUUUACCACAUAGUCUCCAUUCUGCAGGACUUGAUAAUCCUCCAAAGGACAUGGAAAUGACACCCAGAGACCGAGGUUUACCGCCCCAGAGUGUGCUCUACAUAGUAGGUGAUAUUAAUGGGAAUGGGAAUAACUCAUUUCUAGCUAAUGGACAGCAACAAAAUCAAAUUUACCAUGAUCAACAGCAAACAGAUAAUGACGAGGAACCACCAAAGCCAAGAAAGGUAUGGUGGUACACUGUCUGUCGCGUAGUUUCAGCCAUUUUGAUUAUCCUUAAUGUCACAUCCGACUGGCUACAGUACGCAGACAUGGAAGACCCUAUCGAAAACACUAAAAAUGCACUCGGAAUCACGGUAAAUAAUUGUACAAAUUCUCAAGAACUCGUUUCAGGGGAUGUGGCGAAUCAUUUUACAAUUGCUGGAACAGUCAUUGCCUUUCUUCAGGUGGUCAAUAUUGUUUACCAGAUUGUUCAGAAUCACCGCUUAGAUCCUAUCGUAGCAAUUCCAGAUCAUCUGGAUGAACGAACAGAGGUAUUUCUGGUGACAACAUUUAUUGAAAUUCCACAAAAUUUUCUACUUUUUCGAUACGAAAAAACUAUAUGUUUGGAAUGCGGAGUAAAAUGGGAUUCGAAUAUCAAACGAUUCGUUAAUGGACUAGUAGCUUGGUUAAGCAGCAUAUGGCGCUACAUAACAAAUGUGAAAGUAUCUUCAGAUAAAAAGAAAAACGGUGGCUGUUGCAAAAAUCCUUGUCAGAAGUGUGCGGAUUGCUGCGGAAACUGUAUUAAAAAGUUCUGCACUGGUUUGCUGAAAUGCCUUUGCCCUUGUUGCUGUUGUUGCUUUGAUUGCAAGACAUUUUUUCCUUGCUGCUGUUGCUCGAUCAUUUGUAAAAAAGGAAGCUGUUAUACGGAAUGCUGCUGUAAUGGGGAUUGUUGUAAAGGCAACUCCAACGAGCCGUCUAUCCUGGCCAACCUAGCGGCCCUACCCACGACCCUCUACACGUUCUUGUACAUUGCAAGGGUGAUGAAACCUUUCUGCAGCUUAUCGGGAAUUUACCAGUACUACAAAAUUGCACCAAUUUUUAUAAACGAAGUCAUAAUCAGUUGGUUUUGGGACAAGAUUUUCUGA